Molecule: messenger RNA, 1046 nt
Organism: Chara braunii
Lineage: Eukaryota; Viridiplantae; Streptophyta; Charophyceae; Charales; Characeae
Source: the annotation of a GenBank genome assembly
CGUGGAUGAGAUCGAAGAUGCAGUCAAACGUGGAAUUAGACAAGAAAAAGUACUCGCUCAAAUUCGACCUAUGGAUGACAGAAAAACAGUUAAUGGAAUGGAGAGAAGCGAUGAGACUCCCAUACUUUUGGGUGAGAUGUUUGCAGGUACCUGUUUCAGUCAUGGCACUGCUCCAAGGAGUGGUAGAGAAUGCUUUCGGUAGUAUCAUGCAAACAUACUCUCCGUACAAAGUGAGAGGAGCCCUUGAACUUCAGGAUAUUAGAUUCGAACUAAUUCCAUCAGCAAAAACACGAUUCCAGGAAACUCUGAUUGUCGAUUUAGAAGAGGAUGGAGUGGUAGAAGUAGAGCUGGUUUGUGCAAACACUCCGUGGUGUGAAUCCUGCAGAUGCUUCUACCACUGGUCCUCUGAUGAAUCUUGCCCCUCCAAACCCAGGACCAAGGAUCAACAGAACGAUCCAGCGCAAAACGAACCGAAAGAAGAUGAAGUCCGGGAGAAGGAAGGAAAGGCAGAUCCUCCGGAUGGGUCAAAUGGAAAGGAAACGACUAAAACAAAGGAGAGGGAGGAAGAAAAGGACGAGGGUGAGAAAGAAGGAGGAAAAGAGAAGGUGGAGGAAAAGAGGCAUGGAAGGGGGAAGGGGAAAAAUGGAAAAGGCAAAAAGAGGGGCAAACAGAGGAAGGUUGUAGGCUUAUUGAAGAAGAAAUGGGUGAGUAAAGGUGUGAAAGCAGGAGAAAGGAAAGAGAGCAUGGAGGAGGAGAAAGACAAUCAGAAUGAAGGGAGAAAAGCAGAGAAAGAUUUGUCAAAGGACGAUGAAGACACAGCGAUAAAGAUGGACGAAGUCUCUUCAGAGGCAAGCGACAGUGAAGGAAGUACAAAGGAAGAGGAGGAUAGAAGCGGGACCGAUGGAGGGAAAGAUUUGCAGUCCAGGGAAAAUGAAGGAAAGGGGGAACGAGAGGAGGGAGAGGAAAAGGACUCAGAAGGAAAAAUUCUGGAGGAAAAAGGGGAUAGUGAAAUGGUGGUGGAGGAAUCGAAAGGGGAGGGUAAAAGU